Messenger RNA from Pseudo-nitzschia multistriata, 2191 nucleotides. Lineage: Eukaryota; Bacillariophyta; Bacillariophyceae; Bacillariales; Bacillariaceae. The record is from the annotation of a GenBank genome assembly.
CAAAAAAGAAGCAUUGAAAUUGCCCAUAUAUUAAGCUUCUUUCAACUCAAGAGGUGCAAAGUGUACUAUUAUUGUGCUGGGACAGAGGUAGUAGUAUUUUAUAUCAAAAUUCCUACUACUAGUACUACUAGUGUAAUUUGUAAGUAAGAAGCAAGAAGUUGGUGUAAGUUGCUGAUACAUAGGACUCUGAAAAGAAUUCUUGCCCAAUUGAUCUGAGACUUUCAGGUCCCCUUGUUCUUGUAAAAAUGAAGUUAUUAUGGUGUAUGUGUGGGAGGGAAGUGUCCCUACUAAUAGCUCUGUUUGGAGGGUGAGACAAAGCUUCUGUAUUGAACCCAUAACCGAUUCCGGAUUCGUGCCACGCAAUUGCCCUUCUACCUCGUACUUGUACUGUACUCCUCGUACGAGGACUUCAGCUGAUUCCGAUAUUGGGGCGAUGUAGAGGAGGUACAGAGCCUUCGUGAAGAAUACUACCAGCCGGACACGUGGAACUUCUGGUUUCGUCCGUUCCCUACUUUCCCAGAUUUCUGUCAAAAAUAUCUUAUUUAUGUCAAGGAACUGUACCGUGCCGUAGGGUAGUACGUACGGUAAAGUACCGUAAGGUAUGGAUCACGUUCGACGACAUCCGAUCACGAAAAAAAUACCUAGCUAGGGAUGUAAAAUGAAUUGGUAGUUAGUGGUCGUCGAGGUAGAACAUUUCAAACCUUAUCCAGUGAGAAUCCUACCGUGAAAUGGACAACGGAUCUGUCUUUUCGAAUCGGCAAUACAUUAAAACCCCUGUAUUUUGUCUGCCCGUCGCUGUGUUUUCGGUACAAUACCUAUCAGUAUUUCUAUACUUCACCAAAGAACAACGAAAGCCGUCCAACCUACCAUAAUAUUAUUCAUUCAUGUGGGCCUCGGCGACUUUUUUCAAAGUGGUUGCGCUUGCCGUUCUCUUUGACGGCGCUCUGUCGUCGGCUGUGACAGCACCCGUCUCAGCAACUCCGGUAGCGGUCGAUACCGAUGGUUCUGGCGGCGGUAAUUUCGUUGUGCAGAUGUUUGGCUACGUCAAAGAUUCCUUGGUAAGGACGGUCGAUGGCACAAAAGAAAUGUGGGCCAACCACGGCCGGUGCAAACAAAUCCGCGUCAAGCAGAAAGAGUACCGUGAAAAACUUCAGAAACAAUGGGAAUUCGAGGAAAAGGGCCUGACACCGAAGGAAAUGAGGCAACGACUUUCCAAGGUCAACGGCGGAAUAACAUACGAUGAAUUCGUCUUUCUCGUCAAGGGAAAAGAAGAUCGUGGGAAACUCAUGAACAUGGUCUUUCUGAUGUGGGGUGCACCCCGAUUCUUUCCGUACGCACUUAUGUUUUACCCCGAGAUCCUUCCAGGACCCUUCGCACCUCUUCCGGACGCUUCCGGGAAAGAGUCAAAGCUACAGAAAUUGUCGCGGGAACGAACACACGCCGUCAUUCGAACGAUGCUUGCAAUUGAGACCGAGGCGCGGUCGGUACCAGCCCUGGCCAAGCUCAAUAUUUUCGGAAAGAAGAAACAAGCUCGACAAAUGGACAACAUGGACUCGCUGGGCAAGACAAUAAGUCAAAUUAUGGUGACUCCCGGAGGUGGAGCACUUGCUAUGAAUACAAUGGAAGAUGUUCUCUAUAGCCCAGGCAAAAUUACACGAGCCCAAGAGCGCUUGGUAAAGGUCCCUAAGUGCAUCACCAACGGUAUCAUGGCAGCUAUUGAUGGGCCAAAUGCAUUCCAAUCGUUCAUGCCACAGUUUAUGAAACGUGGGCAGAUCCUGAACCAUAUCCAGAAACUUAACGACAUUGAUAACUUUUUGAUCGACGAAGGAGUUGAUUUGGAUAGCUUGUCGACAGCUCGGUUGUUAGAAGCGUGUAGCGACCGCAUGAUUGGCGGACCGGGACAAAACGAUGAAGAAAUGCGGGAACACCUCAAAAAUUGGCUAAACCUGGGGGUGAUUCAACCGGCACAGCGUUGUAAAGAGACCGGGGAAUUUUUUAAUUACAAUCUUGCAAAGAUGGCUCUCAUGGGCUUCUAUUGUGUGAGUGGAGCACGCGAUGAUAGGUCUGCGUCGUACCUUUCGCGUUCGAUGUACUUAGGUCAAGCGAAACUUGAGUGAAGGGAGGAUGUUUGCCGCGAGCAAAACCGUGUUUGUAGGUACAGGAUAAUUAGAAAUAAUUAGCUCGAUUUGGA